This is a messenger RNA of Paramuricea clavata, 3604 nucleotides long. Lineage: Eukaryota; Metazoa; Cnidaria; Anthozoa; Malacalcyonacea; Plexauridae. The record is from the annotation of a GenBank genome assembly.
CUGAAUGGUUUUAACAGUGUACACUUUUCUCAAAUUUGCUGCAUAUUCGGCUGCCGUCGCAUUUCGAACAAACCUAGGAACAAAAACCAAAUAAAAACCUAAAUAAUAUAGCUCAAAAUCUAAACAUAAAAUACAUAAAAUACAAAUCACACGGAUUCACACCUAUCAAGCCAAAGCGUCCAGGCCGUAUUUAAAGGUAAACCACUCUUGUCCACAGACGAGAUUUGCUCCAAAAAUUUCCGAGUUAACUUUGGAGAGUUAAACGCUUCUGUUAGGAUCGUUCUUGACGGCGAGGAAGAUAGAGGCACCGGGGAAAUAUCGGAAAAGUCAAGAGAACCAGGUGGUACCGCCAUUUUCGGGAACGAAGGCGAAUACAAAGCGAUAAUAACAUAAGUGUCAAAUGACAAUCCAGGGAGGGGUGGCUUUUCACUUCUCUUUGACAAGUCGCCAAUCUACAUGUUGAUUCAUGAUAAAUGAAGACGCUUUUCUUUCAAAAAUACGCUUUGAAUUUUAGUUUUAAUGCCUGUACAAUAAACUAAAAAUGCUUAUUGUAUGUUAAUAAUGAAUUCAAGCGUAUCAACGCUUUAUUUAAACGCGACAAGAUCGACUACAUCAACUACUUUGGCUAACACAACGAUGGCAGCCAGAGAAGACACAGUGGCUGUGAAAUGCGACCUCACGGACACUUUUGGAUUUUUUAUACAAGGAUUGUUAGCUGUGGUCGCUUUUAGCACGCUUAUUUGUAAGUUAUAGUAAUGUUUAUCAUAACAUUUUCUUGAAUUUCAUUGAAAUAUUCAUAUAUUAAUACACGUAUUUCAAUGGGUUUAUAUUAGGCGGACAUUUAGCAUAUUAAAGUUAGAUUCCCUUUAUCAAAGUAAUCAAACAUUGGAGCAAUUUAAUAUCUCUGUCUUUUAUCAGGUUUUUUAUAAACUUUUAAAUAUUAAUUUAAAAGGAAAUAGGAAUUCUUUUUGGCAAUACUUUUUAUUGUAGUAGAUAAAUAUUUACCUUGCACUUGUAUACUCGUUCCCCAACUAUAGGCGAUGAACAAUAAUAUAUCGUUGUUUCAUUAAUUUUCUGUCCUUUUCACAGUAAAAAGAUUUAGAGAACCUAAGAAUCUAAGAAGACCUCUUCAAAUCUGGUAAAUAAUAAAAUAUGUAGAAGUUACAUCUAAAAUUCAUGUUGGAUGGCUCUACCAGUCCUAAACUGUUCUCCCUUGAGGUCCAGUAAAAGCAAUUCUUACUGGUCUAGUGUUACUACAGCUUGAAAGCAGGAAAAUAUUUGGUUUGGCAAAUGUUUGGUGGCAUUCUUCCAACAAACCAGAAAGCAUUGUUCUCACAUGCAAAAUUAAUUAGAUAAAGUUCUGCAUAUCGCACAAAUCGAACCAGCUACCAGAGGGUAUCUACAUAGUAUUUUGUAUAUGUUCAUAGGUUCUACGACACCUCAAAACAAGCUAUUGGCGCACUUGUUAUACAUUUUGCAAACGUCUACUUGUCAACAUUAUUCAAAGGCGAUCCUUGUACAUGGUAUGUCACCAUUCAUAAAAUCAGAACAGUAUUGAACCCCCCUUAACAAGAUUUUACUGAAGCACUUAUUUCCAUUUCUAGGUAUUUUAUCAACUACCUUUUAGAUUCAACCAUCGGCUUGUGUUUAAUCUACAUAUUUCUUCAAAUUUCUCAAUUUAUUGUGCAUUGUUACAAAUGGGAUACUCUUAUAUUGGGAGAGUAUGGUAAGAUAUGAUGCAAUGAUUUACUUUAAAAUUGUAGUUUUCAAGUAAACGUCACAGUACAGCAGAUGAGGUCAACUGCAGAAAUGUUGACAACUGGUUACUAGUUGAUCGCGACCACCGUCUGCUGCACAAUCCUGUUUACUGAAACCUGCCCUUGGCCAAGAAAAGUUGAGAAAACAUUUCUAUGAAACUUGUCAUUUCUAGGAAAACCACCUCAAUGUGAUGCAUGGAUUGGCCAAUGUGGUCUCUACAUCCUAAUAAUGAUCCUUGAGAAAAUUGCGAUAGCAUUGUUAGUCAUGUUGGACUUCUGGCACGAUGUCCGUCGGUUUAUUUUAAAACCAGUUCGGAAAUAUCCAAAAGUGGAAGUGGCUUUAGUUAUGCUGAUUGUCCCUUUUAUAAUAAAUGUAAGUUUGGAAUUCCUUCUUUAAUUUCUAAUAUAAACCUUUCUAAUGUACUGGCCAGUUGGGUUUUGGUGUGAAAAAUAUUUCUAGCUGGAAACAUUUUUUAAAACACUUUUCAGAGCCUUUGUCAGAAGGUUCGUCUUCCGUAAUUCAGGCACAAAAACAACAGCUUCUUGUAGAAUUCUACCCAUACUGGACCCCACCAACCACCUCUAUUUUGUCCCUUCGUUCGAAACGUUAAAGUUCUCUUUGUAUUUUUCAGGUAGUUACAUCCAUAUCAAUCUCAAGUUCCCUUUAAACAACGCCUUUUGUGGCAUCAUAAAAAUGUAAAACCUUUCUUUUUCAGGCAAUUAUGUUUUGGGUUGUUGACAACUUUCUAAUGCGUAAAGCAAAGAAGAGUCGUGAAACAAACGAGACUGGCCGGGUACAGUUCUCGAGAGUAAACUCAUCAAACACCGAAGAAGUCGAGGUUCUUUUAGAUAAUUCAGACAGCGAACAUUUAACUCACAGAGGUCAUGAAGCUUGAUGCCUUACAUAUGUACAUAGUUUGAUAACUGUUUUAUAGUUAGUGUUUAAAUGAACCUUAACUUGCCACAAGCCUGGGCAGGAAUGUGUUUAUAUGAACUUUGACUUGCUACAAGUUGACUGCCAUGGAGAAAGGAGUGUGCAUGGUCGCAAACUAGAUGUGACGUAAAAUAAGGUUCUGCUAUUCCUUAGGAGAGUGAUUAUCUAUUUGAAAUCUUUUUAAAAAGUAUAAAAAAAAACCAUUCCAAAUUGGACAAAGCAAAUGUCACUGAGUUCAUAUCAUUCAUAUAGAUUUGGAAGUGUGUUCUUAUUAAUAAAUAAAAGGAUAUGAUCGUUUUAUUUCUGGUGCUUCUUUAAUUGCAGUUUGAUUGAGAGAUGGUCAUUUUUCAUUUGUAGAUUGCAACAUCAUCAAUAAAUUAGAAGGAUCAUUUGAUUAAUUUGUGAGAUCUUGCAUACUGUGUAGUUUUUCUGUUUCUUCUUUUAAUUCUUGAAAUCUUUCUUGUAUUCUGUCAGUUAUUCUCUUUCUCGCUCCAAUCUGAAUAAGAAGUUGAUAAGAAAGUUCAAACCCCAUACUUUUUAGAAAUUAAAUUUAACAUUCAACUUACUGCAGUUUCCUUCAGUUCCCGAUAUUCAGUAAUAAUGUCGUUGAAAAACAUUGGUUUGCCAAUAUUGAUUGUGACAUGCUGCAAUUAAAAUAAGGUAAUUAAAGAAUCGUUGACGCUUGUUGAAAUGCUCAGAUUAAUUACAACAAAAUUCAAAUGACCAAUACCUUCCCAAUUCUUGGUAUGUACGGCCUCUUGUUUGGUAGAACAUCGUCAAGUCCUAUUUAUAAAAGUCAGACUAUGAACCACAGGAAGUUAUUAUGGUAAGCCACAGAUGAUACCAUACCUAAUUGCCAGAAUGGAAUGACUAUUGGCACUUUAGAUGACUCUGCAAUCAAUCGACCAACACC